AUGAUUCCAACCCCCUCACUGUCACAUCUGACCAAGCACGACUUUCGCAGCGUCUACGAGCCAGCUGAAGACAGUUUCAUCUUGCUCGACGCACUUGAAGCUGACGCCGAGACUCUCACUUCCAGCUUGGCAAACAAAGCACCCAUAUGUGUAGAGAUUGGCUCAGGGAGCGGAAUUGUCACCACUUUUAUUUCGCAGAUCCUCGGCCCGACUUGUGCGUCCUAUCUUGCAAUCGACCUCAAUGCGCACGCUAAUACAUGUACUCGUGCAACAGGUAUAGCGAAUGGAGUUCAAAUCGAGCCUGUCAGGACAUCAUUGCUAUCAGGACUCCGGUCGAGACUGAAUGGCCAAGUGGAUGUGCUGCUCUUCAACCCACCCUACGUACCGACUGAGGAAGAAGAGGAAAUGAUGGCGCAAGGCAAAGGUGGUAUCGAAGGAUCAUGGGCUGGUGGAGAGACAGGGACCAAGUUGGUGGAUGAGUUGAUAGAUGGAGGCAUCAUCUUCAACAUCCUUGCACAGAAAGGAAGAUUCUAUCUGGUAGCUAUCAAGCAAAACAAUCCCGUAUCGCUCGUCAAGAGGUUGUUAGCGCAAGGCCUAGAUGCAGAUGUAAGUCACCAACCCUCGCAAAAGCAUGUAUUCUACCUGCGAACAUGA
Mycosarcoma maydis (corn smut) is the source of this 654-nucleotide messenger RNA. RefSeq names its product S-adenosylmethionine-dependent methyltransferase. Gene Ontology annotation, biological process: methylation. The transcript has a single exon. The record is from RefSeq and is a predicted model, not a curated record. The coding region runs from base 1 to 654 and encodes 217 amino acids. Gene Ontology annotation, cellular component: eRF1 methyltransferase complex. Lineage: Eukaryota; Fungi; Basidiomycota; Ustilaginomycetes; Ustilaginales. Gene Ontology annotation, molecular function: protein methyltransferase activity; S-adenosylmethionine-dependent methyltransferase activity; nucleic acid binding.